Messenger RNA from Loxodonta africana (African savanna elephant), 11147 nucleotides. RefSeq names its product fatty acid synthase (gene FASN). Gene Ontology annotation, molecular function: oxidoreductase activity; phosphopantetheine binding; 3-oxoacyl-[acyl-carrier-protein] synthase activity. The coding region runs from base 45 to 10328 and encodes 3427 amino acids. Gene Ontology annotation, biological process: cilium assembly; positive regulation of mitotic cell cycle; centriole replication. The transcript is spliced from 57 exons. NCBI's taxonomy places the organism in Eukaryota, Metazoa, Chordata, Mammalia, Proboscidea, Elephantidae. The record is from RefSeq and is a predicted model, not a curated record. Gene Ontology annotation, cellular component: centriolar satellite; spindle microtubule; cytoplasm.
GGCGCACGGAGCGCGCCCGGCCGCGGCCGAAGGACCGAGUCGUCAUGGCAACGCGGCGGGACUGGCGGCAGCGGCGGACAGAAGAUCCCGUUGCCACAAUGCUGCCCUCAGAACAGGCCCUGGAGGAGCUGCUGGCUCACAAGGAGGAGGAGUGGCGGGCGCUGCAGGCCCGCCGUGCCCAGCUGCAGAGUGCCGCUCUGCAGGAUUUGCAGCGCCGGCUGGAGGAGGCGCAGGGUCAGCUGCGGUGUCUGCAGGAAGACUUCGUCUACAACCUGCAAGUGCUAGAGGAGCGGGACCGCGAGCUGGAGCGCUAUGAUGCCGCCUUCGCCCAGGUCCAGCGUGCAGAGGAGGCCCGGCAGGCGGAGGCCAGCGAGCUCAAGAUCGAAGCAGCCAAGCUGAGGCAGGCGCUGGCCCGCGAGGCCCGGCGAGCAGAGGAGCUGCAGCAGCAGCAGCAGGUGACAAUGCAGGAGUAUCGCCGGGAGUUGGAGCGUGUGCACAGUGACAAGAAUAGUGAAAUUGACCACCAUCGGAAACAGUACGAAAAACUGACGCAGAAACUGGAGAGGAGACUCCAGGAGCUGGAUGGGGAGCUUACGCUGCAGAAACAGGAGCUCCUGCUGGAGUUUGAGUCCAAGAUUCAGAGGAGGGAUCGAGAGUCCCGCCUGCAGGCCGACGCCAUGAGCAACGCAGUCCUGACGCAGGAGCUCAAGGUUAAACUGUUGAGGAAAGAGCUUGAGGCCUUGAAGGAAGCUAGUGCUGAGGCUGCGGAGUCUCUGCAGAGAGCAGAGACAGCCAAUGAGGAGCUGGAGCGUGAGGUGGCGCUCAGGGACCGGGAACUUCAGGACCUCAUGGCCGUGAAGGAUGCCCGGAUAAAGGACUUGGAGGGCAAGCUCCACUUUGCGCAGCUGACCCGGGUGAAGGAGGAGGAAGCCUUCCAGAGGAAGCAUGAAGUGCUAGACCGUCUGGCCAGGGAGCGGGACACAGUGCUGGCCUCUGUGAAGGAGGCGCAUGUGGAGCAGCUGCGGGCACUGGAAGCAAGGGUGCUGGAGCUACAGGCCCACAGUGAGAGCCUGGAGAUGCGGCUUCGCCGGGCCGAGUGGGAACAGGCCGACACCGCAAGGGACCACGAUACUAUUGUUGCCCGACUUCGAGAGGAGGCAUCAGCUCUGAAGUCCGGCUGGGAUGCGCAGGUGGCUCAACUCUCCAAGGAGGCGGUCUCCAAGGACCUGCAGGUUCACGCUCUGCAGGAGGAUGGGGUGCAGCUCAAGGCCCAGUUGGCCCGACUCCAGCAGGACAUCGACAGGUACAAGCAGCAGUUGGCAGCCGCAGUGGACAGGGAGCAGAGCCUGGAGCGGGAGAAGGUGCAGCUGACACUGGACUGGCAGUGCCGCUGUGACGCUGCUGAGCGGGACCAGUACCGCAGGUCCGAGGACCUGAUCCAGGGCCUCACCGCGGCCAGGGAGCAGGUUGUGGCCAAACUCCAGGAGGCAGAGCAGAGGCUGUGUGACAAAGAGGAGAUGCUGAAGGCCUUGGCCUUGGAGAGAGACCAGGCGGUGCAAGCGCUGAGGACGCACGGGCUCCUUCCUGAGAGGGAGGCGCAGACAGUCCUAGUGCAUCACAAAGAAGAGAUCUGUCCAGGUUUUCCAUCGAGUGAGAUCCAGCGGCUACAAGAGCAGAACAUAAGCUUGCGGAACGCUAUUGCUCAAAUGAGGAAAGAAAUGGAAAUGCUAAGUGAUCAAAUUCUUCCUUCUGCCUACCUCGGAGGAAAGACCUCAGAUACAAACCAGGCUGAUCCAAAUGCUGCAGCAGAUACUGCCACUCCUGAUUAUGUUCUGGGCCUUGAAGCAGAAAUACGAAAUCUAAAGCAUAAAUUUAAAACACUAGAAGAACAAUUAGAAGAUGUGUUAGAUCCUCCAAAGAUGUCAUCCUAUGCUGAAGUUCAGCCCAGCAUCUGUGCUGCUGACAGCACUGUUGGUGGGAGUCCUGUCUCGUGGGAGGGUCCUCCUCAGGCCGAGGUGGUGCCCACCGUGCUGGCAUGCAGGAAGCUCGCGGGGAGGGUCCAUCUCCUGGACUGCCUGGUCUCGGGGCUCCGACAAAAGGUGCUGCAGAAGCUCCCAGAGAUGGAUGCUGUCAGGCUCCAGCUACCCCGUGAGGUAGACCAUGUGCAUGUGGAGGUCUUGGAGCUGGGCAAGCAGGUGGCCGAGCUGGAGAAGCAUCUUGGUGCCACCAGGAAGGAAGGAGGCAAGGCAGUGGGAAGGACACCAGAGACCACAGCCCUCAGGAGACAGGCCCCAGCAGGCGGAGAGCCCACGGGGAACGGGGAUCCGGGGCCACAGCCCGAGCAGCGCUCCUCCGAGCUCCGACUCCAGCGGAAGCUGAGGGCCGCCACCAAGAGCAUCCUCCGUCUGCAGCAGGACAAGGAGCGGCUCAUGGAGGCGGGCAACCGGCUCCGCGCGGGGCUGGGGCGGCCCCGGGAGACUGUGAGGACACCACCUCGCCCUUCCCUUCCUGCCCCGCAGGCCCGGAGCCCAGGGGAGGUGCCUGGGCCACCACCAGAUGGUAGCCUGCCCUUAGGACAGAUGCAGCCCUGCUUCACUGUUCAGAGCCAGCCCAGAAUUCCCACGGUGACUUGCAAAUCAAGCCGUCAGAAAGAAAACAGGUCCCCAAAGCCACCGCAGGCCCAGGAACCCUGUGAGGAAAACAGCCGCCACACCCAGAGGUCGUUGUCGUUGGUCAGCAGCUCCCUCCAGGACACAUGGAAGUUACUAGAUCUGGGGUCCAGUCCUUCUGGCCCCACCUCCCAGGAUGACUCAACUCCAGACGGAGCCAUGGAGGAGGUGGUGAUCGCAGGCAUGUCCGGGAAGCUGCCCGAGUCGGAGAACUUACAGGAGUUCUGGGAUAAUCUCAUUAACGGUGUGGACAUGGUUACAGAUGACGACCGGAGAUGGAAGGCUGGGCUCUACGGCUUGCCCCGGCGGGCCGGGAAGCUGAAGGACCUGUCUAAGUUCGAUGCCUCCUUUUUCGGGGUCCACCCCAAGCAGGCCCAAACAAUGGACCCCCAGCUCCGACUGCUGUUGGAAGUCACCUACGAGGCCAUUGUGGAUGGAGGCAUCAACCCAGCCUCUCUGCGCGGCACCAGCACCGGGGUCUGGGUGGGUGUGAGCGGCUCCGAGGCCUCUGAGGCGCUGAGCCGGGAUCCCGAGACGCUCCUGGGCUACAGCAUGGUGGGCUGCCAGCGGGCUAUGAUGGCCAACCGCCUGUCCUUCUUCUUCGACUUCAGAGGGCCCAGCGUCACCCUGGACACAGCGUGCUCGUCCAGUCUGCUGGCUCUGCAGAACGCCUUCCAGGCCAUCCGCAGCGGGGAGUGCCCUGCAGCCAUCGUGGGUGGCAUCAACCUGCUCCUGAAGCCUAACACGUCUGUGCAGUUCAUGAAGUUGGGCAUGCUCAGCCCCGAGGGCACCUGCAAGUCUUUCGACCAAGCUGGGAACGGGUACUGCCGCGCCGAGGCCGUGGUGGCCGUCCUGCUCACCAAGAAGUCCCUAGCCAAGCGGGUGUAUGCCACCAUCCUGAAUGCAGGCACCAACACGGAUGGCUGCAAGGAACAAGGUGUGACCUUUCCCUCCGGAGAAGCCCAGGAGCGCCUCCUCUGCUUGAUGUACCGGUCAGCAGGUGUGGCCCCCGAGUCCCUUGAAUACAUCGAAGCCCACGGCACGGGCACCAAGGUGGGCGACCCCCAGGAGCUGAACGGCAUCGCCCGGACCCUGUGUGCCACGCGCCAGAGCCCGCUGCUGAUUGGGUCCACAAAGUCCAACAUGGGCCACCCCGAGCCCGCCUCCGGGCUUGCGGCCCUGGCCAAGGUGCUCCUGUCCCUGGAGCACGAGCAGUGGGCCCCCAACCUGCACUUCCACAGCCCCAAUCCUGAAGUCCCGGCGCUACAGGAUGGGCGGCUGCGUGUGGUGGACCGGCCCCUCCCAGUGAGCGGCGGCUACGUGGGCAUCAAUUCCUUUGGCUUUGGUGGCUCCAAUGUGCACGUCAUCCUCAAGCCCCACACUGUGCAGCCCCCGGUGCCCAACCCGCCUGCCCUGCCCCGGCUGCUGCUGGCCAGCGGGCGCACCCAUGAGGCUGUGCAGAGCCUGCUGGAGCAGGGCUGCAGGCACGGCCAGGACCUGGCAUUCCUCAGCAUGCUCAAUGAUAUCGCGGCCACCCCUGCCUCUGCCAUGCCUUUCCGUGGCUACACUGUGCUGGACAGCCAGGGCGAAAGCCAGCAGGUGCGGCAGGUGUCCGCCGGCAGCUGCCCGCUUUGGUUCAUCUGCUCCGGCAUGGGCACACAGUGGCGUGGCAUGGGGCUGAGCCUCAUGUGCCUGGGCAGCUUCCGAGAGUCCAUCCUGCGUUCGGAUGAGGCUGUGAAGCAGUUUGGGCUGAAGGUAUCAGACUUGCUGCUCCAUGCAGAAGAGAACACGUUUGACGACAUCGUGAAUGCUUUCGUCAGCCUCACUGCCAUCCAGAUUGCUCUCAUCGACCUGUUGACCACCAUGGGUCUGCGGCCAGACGGCAUCGUUGGGCAUUCCUUGGGCGAGGUGGCCUGUGGCUACGCUGACGGCUGCCUGUCACAGGAGGAGGCAGUGCUGGCAGCCUACUGGAGGGGCCAGUGCAUCAAGGAGGCUAACAUACCACCAGGCGCCAUGGCGGCCGUGGGCCUGUCCUGGGCUGAGUGCAAGGAGCGCUGCCCCCCUGGUGUUGUGCCUGCCUGCCACAACUCCGAGGACACGGUCACCAUCUCAGGGCCUCAGGCUGCUGUGGUCGAGUUUGUGGAGCAGUUGAAGCAGGAGGGUGUGUUUGCCAAGGAGGUGCGGACAGGUGGCCUGGCCUUCCACUCGUACUUCAUGGAGUCCAUCGCGCCCACGCUCCUUCAAGCACUGAAGAAGGUGAUCCGGCAGCCACAGCCUCGCUCACCGCGCUGGCUUAGCACCUCUAUCCCUGAGGCCCAGUGGCAGGGCAGCCUGGCGCGCACCUGCUCAGCCGAGUACAACGUCAACAACCUCGUGAGCCCCGUGCUGUUCCAGGAGGCGCUGUGGCACGUGCCCGAGAAUGCCGUGGUGCUGGAGAUCGCACCCCACGCCCUGCUGCAGGCCGUCCUGAAGCGAGGUCUCAAGUCUAGCUGCGUCAUCAUCCCGCUGAUGAAGAAAGACCACAGGGACAACCUGGAGUUCUUCCUCGCCAACAUCGGCAAGCUGCACCUCACCGGCAUCAACAUCAACCCCAAUGGUCUCUUCCCGCCCGUGGAGUUCCCGGUCCCCCGAGGCACCCCGCUCAUCUCGCCCCUCAUCAAGUGGGACCACAGCCAGACCUGGGAUGUGCCUACUGCCAAGGAUUUUCCCAGUGGCUCCAGUUCCUCCUCUGCCACCAUCUACAACAUUGACAUCAGCUCCGAGUCUCCUGAUCACUACCUGGUGGAUCAUCGCAUGGAUGGGCGGGUCAUCUUUCCUGCCACGGGCUACCUGUGCCUCAUCUGGAAGACACUGGCCCGCACCCUGGGCCUGGUCAUGGAGCAGAUGCCUGUGGUGUUUGAGGACGUGACCCUGCAUCAGGCCACCAUCCUACCCAAGACGGGGACUGUGCCCCUGGAGGUGCGCCUUCUGGAGGCAUCCUGCACCUUCGAGGUGUCUGAGAAUGGCAACCUGAUAGUAAGUGGAAAGGUGUACCAGUGGGAGGACCCCGACCCCAGACUCUUGGACAACCGGGAUGGCCUGGCCCCUCAGGAGCCGGCGACCAAGUUCCAUCUCGCCUCGAGCGACGUGUACAAGGAACUGCGGCUGCGCGGCUAUGAUUACGGCCCCCAUUUCCAGGGCAUCCUUGAGGCCAACCUAGAAGGUACCACGGGCAAGCUGCUGUGGAACGACAACUGGGUGACCUUCCUGGACACCAUGCUGCAGGUGUCCAUCCUUGGCCUUAACCGGCGCAGCCUGUUCCUGCCCAUCCGCAUCGGUUCCGUCCACAUCGACCCUACCACCCACCAGCAGAGGCUGCAGGACAACUCCCGAGCUGCCGACGUGGUAGUGAACAGCUGCCUGAACAGCGUUGUGGCAGGUGGCGCUCUCCUCACACGGAUACAAACCUCAGCGGCCCCACGGCGGCAUCAGGAGCAGCUCACUCCCGUCCUGGAAAAGUUCAGCUUCACGCCACACCUGGAAACCGAGUGCCUGGCAGACAACGCAGCCUUGCGGACAGAGCUGCAACUGUGCAGUGGGCUGGUGCAGACUCUGCAGGCCAAGGCAGCUCAGCAGGGGCUGAAGAUGGCCGUGCCUGAACUGGGUGGGGUUUUGACCGCCCGGGACCCCCCACAGCAUGGCCUGGCAAGGCUGCUGGUGGCUGCCUGCCAGUUGCAGCUCAAUGGGAACCUGCAGCUGGAGCUGGGCCCCGUGCUGACCCAGGAGCGCCUCCUGCUGGCCAACGACCCCCUGCUAGCUGGCCUUCUGGAUGGGCCAGAACUCAGGGCCUGUGUGGACACGGCCCUGGAGAACGUGAACGGCUUGCGGAUGAAGGUGGUAGAGGUGCUGGCCGGUGAGGGUCACCUGUAUGCCCGUAUACCAGAAUUGCUCAAAACACAGCCUAUGCUGCAGCUGGACUACACGGCCACUGACCGCCACGCUCAGGCCCUGGAGGCUUUGCAGGACCGGUUGCAACAGCAUGAUGUGGCCCAAGGCCAGUGGGACCCCUCAGAGCCCGUACCCAGCAACCUGGGCGCAGCUGAUCUCCUGGUGUGCAACUGCACAGUGGCCACCCUCGGCAACCCCAGCCAGGCACUCGGCAACAUGGUGGCGGCCCUCAAGGAGGGUGGUUUCCUGCUCGUGCACGCUCUGCUCAAGGGGCACAUGCUCGGAGAGACUGUGGCCUUCCUCACUGCUGCCGACCUCCUGACCCAGGACGAGUGGGAAAGCCUCUUCACCAAGGCCUCGCUGCACCUGGUGGGGCUGAAGCGGUCCUUCUACGGGUCUGUGCUCUUCCUGUGCCGCCGGCUGGCCCCCGUGGACAGCCCCAUCUUCCUACCUGUGGAGGACACCAGUUUCCAAUGGGUGGACUCACUGAAGAACAUUCUGGCCGAUGCCUCCUCCCAGCCUGUAUGGCUGACAGCCGUCGGCUGCGCAACCUCCGGCAUCGUGGGCUUGGUGAACUGUCUGCGCAAGGAGCCAGGGGGCCACCGAGUGCGGUGCAUCCUGGUGUCCAACCUCAGCAGCACGUCCCCCAUGCCCCCGACGGACCCCACCUCCCCGGAGCUGCAGAAGCUGCUGGAGAGGAACCUGGUGAUGAACGUGUACCGUGAUGGCACUUGGGGGGCCUUCCGCCACUUCCCACUGGAGCAAGACAAGCCAGAGGAACAGACAGAGCAUGCCUUCGUGAACGUGCUGACCCGUGGGGACCUCUCCUCCAUCCGCUGGGUGUGCUCACCCCUGCGCCACGCCCCACCUGCCAGCCCUGGUGCUCAGCUUUGCCGCAUCUACUAUGCCUCACUCAACUUUCGUGACGUCAUGCUGGCCACGGGCAAGCUUACCCCCGAUGCCAUCCCAGGCAAGUGGGCCACCAAGGACUGCCUGCUGGGCAUGGAGUUCUCUGGCCGUGACGCCAGCGGCAAGCGUGUGAUGGGACUGGUGGGUGCUGAGGGCCUGGCCACCUCCAUCCUGGUGUCCCCAGACUUCCUCUGGGACGUGCCUUCUGGCUGGACCUUGGAAGAGGCGGCCUCCGUGCCUGUGGUCUAUGCCACAGCGUACUACUCGCUAGUGGUACGGGGACGCAUCCAGCGUGGUGAGACCGUGCUUGUCCACUCGGGCUCAGGCGGCGUGGGCCAGGCUGCCAUUGCCAUCGCCCUCAGCCUGGGCUGCCGCGUCUUCACCACUGUGGGCUCGGCCGAGAAGCGUGAGUACCUGCAGGCCCGCUUCCCACAGCUCAACAAGGACAGCUUCGCCAACUCUCGGGACACUUCCUUCGAGCAGCACGUGCUACGGCACACAGCCGGGCGGGGCGUUGACCUGGUCCUGAACUCCCUGGCGGAGGAGAAGCUGCAGGCCAGUGUGCGGUGCCUGGCACAGCACGGCCGCUUCCUGGAGAUUGGCAAGAUUGACUUGUUCAACAACACCGCGCUGGGCAUGGCCAUCUUCCUGAAGAACGUGACCUUCCAUGGCAUCCUGCUGGACGCACUCUUCGAGGACAGCAGUGGUGACUGGCCAAAAGUGAGAGGAUUGCUGCAGGCGGGCAUCCGUGACGGCGUGGUGCAGCCCCUCAAGCGCACGGUGUUCCAUAAGGACCAGGUGGAGGACGCCUUUCGCUACAUGGCGCAUGGCAAGCACAUCGGCAAAGUGGUGGUCCAGGUGCACGAGGAGGAGCAGGGUGCGGUCCCACAGGGCACCCGGCCCGCCAUGACCACGGCCAUCUCCAGGACCUUCUGCCCAGCCCACAAGAGCUACAUCAUCACCGGCGGCCUGGGUGGCUUUGGUCUCGAGCUAGCCCGAUGGCUUGUGCUACGGGGGGCCCAGAAGCUCGUGCUGACCUCCCGCUCAGGGAUCCGGACAGGCUACCAGGCCAAGCAGGUCCGUGAGUUGAGGCGCCAGGGCGUCCAGCUGCUUGUGUCCACGAGUAACGCUGGCUCUCUGGAGGGCGCGCGAGGCCUCAUCGCUGAAGCUGCACAGCUCGGGCCUGUGGGGGGCGUCUUCAACCUGGCCAUGGUGCUGAGAGACGCCAUGCUGGAAAACCAGAGCCCAGAGUUCUUCCAGGACGUGAACAAGCCCAAGUACAGCGGCACGCUGAACCUGGACAGGGUGACGCGGGAGGCAUGCCCUGAACUGGACUACUUCGUGGUCUUCUCCUCUGUGAGCUGUGGGCGUGGCAAUGCUGGCCAGACCAACUAUGGCUUUGCCAACUCCACCAUGGAGCGUAUCUGUGAGCAGCGCCGGCACGACAGCCUCCCAGGCCUGGCUGUGCAGUGGGGUGCCAUCGGAGACGUGGGCAUCGUCCUGGAUGCCAUGGGUACCAACGACACAGUCAUCGGCGGGACGCUGCCCCAGCGCAUCGUUUCCUGCCUGGAGGUGCUCGACCUGUUCCUGAACCAGCCCCAUGCAGUGCUGAGCAGCUUUGUGUUGGCCGAGAAGAAGGCCACAGCACAUGGCGAGGCCGACGGCCAGCGGGACCUGCUGAAGGCCGUGGCGCACAUCUUGGGGAUCCGAGACGUGGCGGCCAUCAGCCUGGACAGCUCGUUGGCAGACCUGGGCCUGGACUCGCUCAUGGGUGUGGAGGUGCGACAGAUGCUGGAGCGUGAGCAUGACUUGGUGUUGUCCAUGAGGGAAGUGCGGCAGCUCACACUGCGCAAGCUGAAGGAGCUCUCGUCGCCGGCCACCAAAGAGCUGUCAUCCCCUGGGCCCAAGGAAGACAGCCCAGCAGCCCAGCAGCAGACCCAGCUGAACCUGAGCAUGCUGCUGGUGAACCCCGAGGCUCCGACGCUGACGCGCCUCAACACCGUACAGAGCUCAGAGCGGCCACUGUUUCUGGUGCACGCCAUUGAGGGCUCCCUCACUGUCUUCCACAGCCUGGCCUCCAGGCUGAGCAUCCCCACUUACGGCCUCCAGUGUACCCGAGCUGCACCCCUGGACAGUAUCCAGAGCCUAGCCGCCUAUUACGUGGACUGCAUCCGGCAGGUGCAGCCUGAGGGCCCGUACCGCAUUGCCGGCUACUCCUUCGGGGCCUGUGUGGCCUUUGAGAUGUGCUCCCAGCUGCAGGCACAGCAGGGCCCUGCCUACAACAGCCUCUUCCUGUUGGACGGCUCCCAUGCCUAUGUGCUGGCCUACACCCAGAGCUACCGGGCCAAGCUGAGCUCAGGCUCCGAGGCUGAGGCUGAGACUGAAGCUAUGAGCUUCUUUGUGCAGCAGUUCAUGGACGUGGAGUACGGUCGGGUGCUGGAGGCCCUGCUGCCUCUAAAGGACCUGGAGCAGCGUGUGGCGGCCACAGUGGACCUGAUCACCCAGAGGCACCACGGCAUCAACCUUCAAGAGCUCAGCUUCGCGGCCUUCUCCUUCUACCAUAAGCUGCGUGCGGCUGAGCAGUACACGCCUAAUGCCAAGUACCACGGCAGUGUCACUCUGCUGAGAGCCAAGACAGGCAGCGCCUACAGGGACCAUCUGGGUGCCGACUACAACCUCUCACAGGUGUGUGACGGCAAGGUGUCCGUGCACGUCAUUGAGGGGGACCAUGGGACCCUACUGGAGGGCAGCGGCCUGGAGGCCGUCAUCAGCAUCAUCCACAGCUCCUUGGCUGAGCCUCGGGUCAGUGUGCGGGAGGGCUAGCCACCCCAUGCGACCCAGCCAACACCCCAUCUGAUGGCUUUCACCACCCACCCCUCCCCCCUACACCACAUCCAGGCUGCCCCAGGCUGGGGAGGGUCCUGCCGGUGGGACCUCACCCCACGGCCCCCCGCCCUGCCGUCCUGGGCUCACACCACUGCCUCAACGCACACAUAGCUGCCCAGGCCACUGCUAGAAGUAAACUGUCCUCCCGUGCCAAGUGGGCUAGCCAGCUGAUCCGGAGAGCUGCCUGGUCUGUGAAGGGUCUGCUGAAGCCCGCAAGAGCUGGGCUGAGCCUCUUUGUUCCGUGUGAGGUUUGCCAUGUGGGUUCAUUUGUUGUUUCUUCAUUUGGGUUCUCGUAUUUAUUGCAUCACUGGGAGAGCUAUCUGGCGACUUCUUUCACCCCAGGAGAUACCCAACACUCAUCCUUGGGCACCUGGGUCCAGGGCCUGGCUCUGGCCCCGGCACAGCAGGCCCCAGGCUUGCAGCCCUGGCUCCGGUGCCCCGGCUGCACCUAUGAUACAGGGACCUGGGGCACAUAAUCCCCGGCUGAGCUGGGCCUGGCCCCUGUGGAGGUACCUGGAGCCACCGAGUGCGUGUGUGUGUGUGCGCAUGCGUGCGCGUGUGUGCGUGUGUGCACGUGCGCGUGCGCGUUUUUCAGGAACACAAUUCAAACUGCUGCUUCGGUUUUGGAACUUCACUGUAACUGUCGUGUAAAGAUUCAUGUCUGGGUUCUGUCUCGUUUUUACACCAACUUGGUAAAAUGCUGCCUUGAUGUUCUGUCCUCCCCUACCUUCCCCAUUAAACCACAUGUGAGCUCUG